AUGGCGAAUUAUAUUAUUGAUGAAAUAAAAAUAAGAGCAGAAUUACAGAAAGAAUUCAAAAAUAAAAAUGGAAAGAUGAACUAUGCAGAUACAGAUAAGUUAUUUAUUAUAAUAGCAGGAAUUAAUAAAGAAAAAAGGAUAUUUACUGAAGUAGCUGAACCUCUGGCUAAUUUGGCGUAUAAUAUACUUUAUAAACAAUUAUUCGGUAGGAUUAUAUAUAUAUACUAUAAUGAAGAGGAUAUUAUAUCAAAAUUGCAUGAAGCAUUAAGACAUAUAGACUUAUUUGUAGAUAUAAUUAAAGAAUUAGCAGAUGAAUUAGAUAGUGAUGAAAAAAAAGAAGCAUUUUAUAGAAUAAUAGGGAAUAGUUAUCUGCUUAUGGCAGAAGGAUAUAUUUUUAGAAAGGAAUUAUUGGAUUCUGCUAUUAACACACUGUGUGAGAAAGAAGAAAUAUUAAAAUUAAAUGAUGAAGUAACUUCAACAUAUGCUAUAGCUAAACUAUGUGAGUUAACAGAGUCAAAAGAGUGCUCUAGAUUUAAAAGAGCAUUAGAUAUACUGGUAAAACAUGGUGAUAAUCUAAUUAUAACAGAUAAGAAUGGAGAAAAACAAUCAAAUAUAAGUAAUUUAGAAAUAACUAAAGAUGAUAUUUAUUCAUUACAGUUACUUACAAAAACAGAAAGCUAUGAUAUUAGAAAUCUUAUUUAUUUUUUAGAUGGUUCAAUUUGUAAAUCAAUGUAUAAUCUUGGUUUUAUACGCUUGUUUUUACUUUAUUCUAAUCUAGUUAUAAAAAUGGAUAAAAAUGAUAUCUAUUUUUAUAUUUGUCGUUUAUAUGUUAAUAUAUUUAAUAUGUUUAUACGUUCAAAUCAGAAUAUAUUAAAUAUAGAAUCAUAUAAACAGAAGCAUAAAAAUAUAUUUAAAAGCUACUUAAAUCAAAUAUUUAAAAAAAGAAUAGAAGAUAUUGAUAUUGGAAAUGAAAAAUUAAGUAUAUUUAAUACUAUAAAAAAUCAUCAAUAUAUUAAUAUGGAAGAUAUUAAAAAUAACCUACUUAAAAAGCAUUUUGAAUCAAUAGAAUCAGAUAUUGCAACUAUUGGUCCAUUUACUUUUAGGAGUAAAGGUCCAUCAUAUUUAAAGAUUAUUGCAGUAAUACUUAUAAUUAUUUCUAUAAUUAUUCUUAGUAUAUUCUUGUUAUAUCCUAGUGGAAUAAAAGAAAUUAUGAAUAACUAGAAUAAAAAUAGAAAAAAUAAAACUUAGUCAUAGAUAUAUGUGGUGACACCACCAAUCAAGCGCACAUGCAUAAGACUGAUCAUUCAAUGCGCCUAUUAGCGCGAUGAUCCUGGCUCGAUAAAAGCCUGGAUCUAAGAAUCACAGAUUAACUUUAGACUAUAUAAGGAGCAAGCGCCCAAACAAAUCAAUAGGAAAACACCACGGGACACAUUUACUAAAAGUCUUUGUGCCAAUAGUGCCACAAGGACUCCGUGUCCGUGCACAUCCCGAUAUUCUAAUAAUCAUAAUAAAGAGC
Molecule: messenger RNA, 1516 nt
Organism: Nematocida parisii ERTm1
Lineage: Eukaryota; Fungi; Microsporidia
Exons: 1
Coding region: 1-1221 (406 amino acids)
Source: RefSeq, a predicted model, not a curated record